AAUCUUUCACUUAACAUCAUGGGUGUAUUUUUACAAACCCAACUGACGUAUACUGCGAGGGACAAGUUUCAAUGUCGUCUACUUCAGAGCUGUAUGACUUCGCAAACACGUCAAGACAAACUCCAGGAUGGAUGCAGCAUCAUGGGUGAUCUGUGCCGUACAUGUACCUACAAAACAUCCUUAUGGAUUCUUGUUAGUUUGUAUCACUUUCAUGUAUGGUGCAUUGUUCAGAGAUCAGAAGCCAGUGGGACAGUGUACUCACGAGGGAAUCACUGGGCCGUAGGUCACUUGAUGGGAAAAAAAAGCCUUGACAGUCUGUCUGGAUCAGAGGAGAGCAACACUAGAGAUGGCGACUAUGUAUAUGUACAGUCUGCAGAGGAAGAAAAGCAUUUGGAUGAAUAUGUGCAGCCAUCCAAGCUAGUACAAGCCUUCCUCAGGGCUCUGGGGGGACUGGAGAACCAGACUCAGAGACAUAGACGGAGUCCCUUUCAUCCGGAGCUCCCAAAGAUGGUACAGAAGGACAGAGAGAGAUACCACAAACAGCGACUGGCUAGUGUCAGCUGAAGACAGACAGGCAGCUCUAGAUUGCAUCUCUUACUAGAUGAAUUACACUACACAAAGACUAUAACAGUUUAAAGAAUUGUAUCCAGCACACCUGUUUCCAAUAUAACAGUGUAUAACAGAGGACAAUAAUUACAUAUCUUUAUCUACUAUGUAUUGUAUGCUACUCAAAAUACAUUUCUUUCAUCAACACUCAUGUGUAAAGAACAUUUAAUAAAUCUAAAAUUAUUGUGAUAACU
Esox lucius (northern pike) is the source of this 800-nucleotide messenger RNA. RefSeq names its product gastrin-releasing peptide (gene grp). Gene Ontology annotation, biological process: neuropeptide signaling pathway. The coding region runs from base 19 to 564 and encodes 181 amino acids. Gene Ontology annotation, molecular function: neuropeptide hormone activity. The transcript is spliced from 4 exons. NCBI's taxonomy places the organism in Eukaryota, Metazoa, Chordata, Actinopteri, Esociformes, Esocidae. The record is from RefSeq and is a predicted model, not a curated record.